UCCGUGGAGGGAUUCCUGGAGUAGCUGCAGAACGGUGAUGCUCUGACUCCACUCUGCCCCCCACACAAUUGGCUCUCGCGUUCUCUCUCUCUCUCUCUCCCCCUCCUCUUAGCCACCCAGUCAGCAGCAGCUGAAACUUCACCCCCAACAUACAAAGCCAGCUCGUAGAGAGCAGGGGAGGGAGGGGGUGCACAGACUUUUCGGGGCGCGGAGAAGAGCUUGCUCGCACCCCUACACUUUUCGCGUCUCCCCCCCCCCGUCCUCCUCCUCCUCCUCCUCUCUUUUUGGAGGAGAGUGUGGUUAUCCCUGAAGUCUCUCAUCCCAGGAGAGCCGCGCAGAACAAGACAAAUCCAACUCGUCGCCCAGACGGGAACGCUGAAGGACAGGCGCCUCCUGCCUCUCCGGUUGCCAGGUAAAGAAUCAGAGCACUGAAGUAUCUUGUUCUACCCAUUGCUUGAAUUUUCCUUGUGAUUAGAAAAUACUGUGGAUGCCACUUAUAUAAGGAAGGUGAAUUUAGAGAAAAAGAAGAUAUCUUGAACCACAUCAUCAACAUUCCCCUGGGACUAAAAUGGCAAAAGAAAGUCAACACCAGGCACUAGCAGCACUACCAGGUACCACUGUCGCUACUGCAAUAGCAAAUAAUGCCACAGAACCAGCGAUACCCGGAGGAGGGAAAGGCGGUGCAAAAGAAGAUGCAUUUUCAAAGUUAAAGGAGAAAUUUAUGAAUGAACUAACCAAAAUUCCAUUGCCACCUUGGGCCUUAAUAGCCAUAGCCAUAGUUGCCAUCCUAUUAGUCCUUACCUGCUGUUUCUGUCUGUGUAAGAAAUGCUUGUUCAAAAAGAAAAACAAGAAGAAGGGCAAGGAGAAGGGAGGAAAGAAUGCAAUUAACAUGAAAGAUGUAAAAGAUUUAGGCAAGAACUUGAAAGAUCAGGCCCUUAAGGAUGAUGAUGAUGCUGAAACUGGAUUAACUGAUGGAGAAGACAAAGAAGAAGCCAAAGAAGAGGAGAAAUUAGGGAAAAUCCAAUAUUCCUUGGAUUAUGACUUUCAGAACAAUCAGCUUCUGGUAGGAAUAAUUCAAGCUGCUGAGCUGCCUGCUUUAGAUAUGGGUGGUACAUCUGAUCCAUAUGUGAAGGUUUUCCUGCUUCCUGAUAAAAAAAAGAAAUACGAGACAAAAGUUCACAGGAAAACCCUUAAUCCUGUCUUCAAUGAACAAUUUACAUUCAAGGUGCCGUAUUCUGAACUGGGAGGAAAAACUUUAGUGAUGGCAGUAUAUGACUUUGACCGCUUUUCUAAGCAUGAUAUUAUUGGAGAAUAUAAAGUUGCCAUGAACACUGUAGAUUUUGGUCAUGUGACUGAAGAAUGGCGAGAUUUGCAGAGUGCUGAAAAAGAAGAGCAAGAGAAGCUAGGUGACAUCUGUUUCUCUCUCCGCUAUGUGCCUACUGCUGGCAAGCUGACUGUUGUCAUUUUAGAAGCAAAGAAUCUGAAGAAGAUGGACGUGGGAGGCUUAUCAGAUCCCUAUGUGAAAAUUCAUCUGAUGCAGAAUGGGAAACGGUUGAAGAAGAAGAAGACAACAAUUAAGAAGAACACUCUGAAUCCUUAUUACAAUGAAUCCUUCAGCUUUGAAGUACCAUUUGAGCAAAUCCAGAAAGUGCAAGUUGUUGUGACUGUUUUGGACUAUGACAAGAUUGGCAAGAAUGAUGCCAUUGGCAAAGUCUUUGUGGGCUACAACAGCACUGGCGCGGAGCUGCGACAUUGGUCAGACAUGUUGGCCAACCCAAGACGACCCAUUGCACAGUGGCAUACCUUACAGCCAGAGGAAGAAGUAGAUGCCAUGCUUGCUGUCAAGAAGUAGGAAGAAAGUGAAAUGUGAAAAGAAGGCCUUUCUGCAUUUGCCCAUAUAGUGCUCUUUAGCCAGUAUCUGUAAAUACCUCAGUAAUAUGGGUCCUUUUAUUUCCAGCCAUGCAUCCCCAACACAGAUCAGUGGUACUUCUACUCUUGUUUUAAUUUGCACAACUUUAAUGUAGAAACAGCCCUAUAAGGCACUCCAUCUCACCACUGCCCUCAGAUCUACUCUUCUUUUAAGCAAUAUGUGUAGAUAGAGCAUGACAGAAAUUAUUUAUUGUAUCACACAGUUGUACAUACCAGUAUCUACAAAUUUAUUUCUAGUCUGUUUAUUUGUUUGUCGUAAACGUUUCCUAAUCUGUGUAUAUCUAGAUGUUUUUAAUAAGAUGUUAUAUUUUAAAUUAUGUAAAUUGACUGAGAUAUAGGAGAGCUGAUAAUUAUAUUAUAGGGUAACUAUUGUCUGCAUUCCAGCAAAAAUUCCAACUUGUAAGGCACUAGUAGUGUUACACUGACAUCUUAAAGGACAACUUAAAUCUGAGCUUUCAACUGAACCAUUACAAUAUCAAGAUAUGCUCUUGAAGGAAUGAAUCCACUGGUAGACUUUUCUCGUGGGCAAUUUUGCAUGAUCUGAGCAGGACUGACUUCUAGGAAGCAUAGCAGAAGCUGAUAGAUCACUUUUUUCCCUCUUUCUCUCUCUGUAUAUAUACGUGUGUGUGUGUGUGUGUGUGUGUGUGUGUGUGUGUAAACAAACUUAAAUCAUGGCUUUACACUUAGAAAUGAAGGUACAGUUACAUCAAGGGAGGGAGGUGGGAGCAUGAAAUAUUACACAUAGGAACAUAUAAACUAUGUGUGGGAAUCAUUUCAGGGUUAUGUAGCAGCCGCCGCCGCCGCCCUGCUACUACCCGUGGCAAACAUAUAUACUUGAAGACAAGUAGCUCUCCUUUAUCACCUUUAUACGAAUUUGCAUACUGUGAAUCCCAUUUGUGCUCUCACAUUCUCUAAUUCUAAUGAGUUUGCACAUUAGACUUUGUAACAAAAUAUUUUAUUAUACUAAGCCAGAUGAGAAGGAAUGCAGAAUAUUUUUUAAAGCAAAACAAAAAAAAAAAAUCACAGCCGUGUGUGUUUAUUAUACAAAAGUAGUUUCAUGGUGACGAGACAGUAUUGUACAAUCCCAUCAAAAGAGGACAAAAAAUUAGCCAUAUUUCUGAAUGCACUUCAAAGCAAGCCAAAAGAUAACAGCUAGUGACCUUUUAUAUACUAUUUAUACUAAUAAGUUUUAAUUUGUCCUUUAAAAAAAGUGAAACAAAACAAAGAACAAGUUCUAGCAAACUGAAGCAACCUCUUAUGUACACUAGAUGCUCGUUUCAGGAGGAGUUUUUAAAUGUUUUCAAUGUUACUAUGUAGUAAAUGGCACUAUUAUGAAGCUAUUAGUCAUUCCAUAAGCGUCUUAAAAGACUGCUCUGUGUAUCACUGUGACUGCCGUGUGUGCUUAGAAACUGUAGUUCUCUCAGUGGAUAGCAAUCAAUUUAUUCUGUAGUGAUAUUGUAAAAAUACUGCCAUUCCCUUCUACUGCACUGCCGAAGGAUUGCAUAGCACAAGACGUUCUUAUAGCUAUGGACCAAUUCAGAACUGAAGAGCUAUGCACAGGACAAGGCAUCAUUUAGAAUGGACUGACGACACAGCAUUUUGUCAACACUGUGCAAUAUUCCACAUCUCUCCCCAGGUUGAUGGUAGAGGCUGUCCUUCAGAAAAAGACCGAUGGUCACUUUAGGUUAUAUUAUUUCCUUGUGUCGCAUCGGGGCAUUAUUUUUGCAAUUGGGCUUUCUUCCUUGGAGAACCCUUUCAUUAAUUUAUUUAAAUGCUGCAUAUUUAUUUAAAAGAUUGUAAAUAUAUUUUAAUAUGUUGAAACACAAGUUCUAUUUUCAGUAACAACCAAGCACCAAAAAUUUAAAAAAUCCAAGAAGACAUUCCCCCCCCACCCCCGCUCCUUCCCAUUAAAAAAAAAAAACUUUUAGUAGUAAGUGUGGGAUUUCCUCAGAAAUAAUUUCAAAAUAUAGAGUUUCCUUUUUUAAGAAAAAAGGCAUCCCCAGUCGUGUUUUUUUUAAUCUCCUUUUUCCAAGCUCUAAGCUGGCAAGUUACUUAUGAAAUGAAGAGAAUUGAACUCACAAAUCACAAAUGGAUUGUGGCAAUUUAAUCCACUUUCUAUUUAGCUUUCCACAAGGACCAAGAUUUAUCAUUCUGGUGCUCUUUCUAUUGUCUACAUCAGUGUUUUUCAACCUAAGCAACUUUAAAAUGUAUGAACUUCAAUUCCCAGAUUUCCCCAGCCAGCUGGCUGGGGAAUUCUGGGAAUUGAAGUCCACACAUCUUAAAGUUGCUGAGAUUGAAAAACACCAUUCUACAUCAAAGAGGAAAAGGCAAAAUUGAAUCAGAUAAACUGAACUAUAUGUAAGAGGGUCCUUUUGUAAUUGUAUACGACCAAAUCUCACCAAUGUGAGUGAGCACAGAGGGUUCAGUUCUGCUGUAACUUCUUUUACUUGAUCAGCAUAAUGGGAGAGAAAUUUCAGGCUGAAGCUGCCAGAAUUGAUUCAUUGUAUGAAGGUAUUCUAAACUGAUUCUCUUUUUACACUGCCAGAAUGAAUGUCACUGCGGAAUUGGUAUGUAAUGUUCCAUCAUUUUCAGCAGAAAAAUCUGCUAUUUGACCAAGAUGACAUUUUUAUUCUCAAAAGAAGCCACAUGUACCUUCCUGACAAAGCUGUGUAAAGUAUUAGAAUCUGAUGCUGUAGAAAGAUCCUAGUUGCCUUUGUGUAUAUUUACUGCCUGCUUGAGUGUUUCUAUGUGUGGGGUUUUUCUCUGUAUCUUGUAGAAACAUUUGGGGUGUUCUAUCCUGCCAUACUGCUCGUGACCCACGAGCUAACAAGUUUAGCUGUAUUUUACAUUUAGUUUUUAUGAAGGUGGUUUAUCUUUUGUUUCACUGUUUCACUUUUGUGUAGUGAAUCCCACAGUAGAGUUUUCCAGGUGUUGUUAAAAUAAAACAUACAUACUACCCAAUAUCCAAUAAAAUAUUUUAUUUCCUGUUGA
Messenger RNA from Pantherophis guttatus, 4920 nucleotides. RefSeq names its product synaptotagmin 1 (gene SYT1). Gene Ontology annotation, biological process: synaptic vesicle endocytosis; calcium ion-regulated exocytosis of neurotransmitter. Gene Ontology annotation, molecular function: clathrin binding; SNARE binding; calcium-dependent phospholipid binding. Lineage: Eukaryota; Metazoa; Chordata; Lepidosauria; Squamata; Colubridae. Gene Ontology annotation, cellular component: axon; exocytic vesicle; dense core granule. The record is from RefSeq and is a predicted model, not a curated record.